AUGUCGUCGACUGGAAUCGAGCGUGGGAGUGGUGACGAGGAACAGCCGCUGCUUAGGCAGAGGAGGCCACCGUUUCAUGCCUUGAACCUACAACAUUGGUACUCCUCCCCAAUCGACACAGAGCGGUGGGCCGUUCAGAGCACCAGAGAGAAGGUCAAGCGAUUUCUUUCUUCGAAGGCCGGCCACUAUUCUGUGCUCACCUUGGUAUCCCUUGAUGUUCUUGGCAUGAUUGCCGAUUUUGUUCUUCGACUCUUCCAAUGUGAGCAAGGCAAGAGUGGGUACGACUGGGACCUUGCGUUGAACAUUCUGGGCGCUCUCGGCCUAGGAUUCUCAUGCCUCUUCAUGCUAGAGUUAAUUGCCUCAAUAUGGGCAUUUGGUUUCAGGUAUAUCCUUUUCACUGCCCGUCCAGAUAAAACCCUCACAACUUGGCGAAUUUUUGUGACACAGAUCCAUGCUAACAAGGCUAGAUAUUUCACCUCUUGGUUCCAUUGCUUCGACGCCUUUAUUGUUGUGGCAGGCUUCAUCACUGAUGUUGUGCUGCACGGUGUCAUUGAGGAGGUUGCCUCCUUCAUCGUUGUGUUGCGUCUUUGGAGAGUUGUCAAGAUUAUCGAAGAGCUCGGGGUUGGCGAACAGGAGCGGGCAGAGGAGUCUGAGCGUAGAAUUGAUGAGCUGGGGAGUGAGGUUGACCUCCUUCGAAAAGAGUUGGCUGGUCUAAAGCAGCAGUUGGAUAAAGCCGGUGUGCGUGUUGGGGACGAUGACGAUCCGUAA
This is a messenger RNA of Clonostachys solani, 768 nucleotides long. NCBI's taxonomy places the organism in Eukaryota, Fungi, Ascomycota, Sordariomycetes, Hypocreales, Bionectriaceae. The record is from the annotation of a GenBank genome assembly.